This is a messenger RNA of Stereum hirsutum FP-91666 SS1, 1399 nucleotides long. RefSeq lists its product as uncharacterized. Lineage: Eukaryota; Fungi; Basidiomycota; Agaricomycetes; Russulales; Stereaceae. Bases 470 to 1399 code for a protein of 309 amino acids. The transcript is spliced from 4 exons. The record is from RefSeq and is a predicted model, not a curated record.
GCCAUUGGGCGCUUUCGUUCCUCAUGUCGGCCUGGACGAGCAUGGAGGCAGAGCUUGCCAACCGACUCAUCAACUCAGACCUUGACAUUCCACUUGCAGACGCGCUUGAAUCUCAUCACAACGGCAAAAGAUGUAUUCUCACCGGCUUAACACCCACGCGGGGCGCCCUAGAAUGGACGCAUCUCAUCCCUGGAUGUGUAGAGAGUGUGAGAGCGAAAUUAAUAUCGACAAUGCGCGAGAGGCAGCUGUGUGGGUCUUGUGCCCGUACGGAUUCGUUCGAAAACGUAGUCCCCCCUAACUUGGUUUACGGCCCUAUAUUCUCACGAUCAUCGACAUACAUAUAGUAGAUCAGGGUUUCCACUCGAGAUUCGACUCCCUCUAUUGGACGUUCUUCCCCACGCUGAACGUCCUUCUCGCGCUCAUCCACCUCGAGGAAUCUUGGCGGGCUGGUAGAAAACGGACCUUUGAGAUGGAAGGAGUCGAUGUCGGCAGACCAGACUAUCCCACUCUUUUGAUGCGUGCCUUUACACCUCUCGUUGGCCGCAUCUUCAUGGCCGACACCCCCACAUUCGAAGCCAUUGAGAAUGGCGCCUUCCCCACGCUCCACCUCCUCGCCGGCGUCCCCAACGUCGUCUACGCAUGCUUGCCUCGUCUUGCCAACAUCCUUCGCUUUCCAUGGUCGCCGGAAGGAUCGGCAUACACGCGGCGUGCCAUGGAACUUGCGAUCUAUCUGACUGAGCUUUGGGAAUGGGAGUUGGGCGAUGUGGAGCCCGCCCGUUCGAAGGGAUUGCCACCUUUAGGGACGAACUCAGAUACCUCGCCGAUGGCGGUACCUAGCUCAUCUCUCAUGGCCUCUGAUGCACCCUUUGGCGACAAAGGCCUGGAUUCGCAGAUAGUUUCCGACCUCGCCAUGAUCUCUUAUUGCAUGGACGAAGACAGUCCCAGCGGCAGCCGCUCACACACACGACUUUCCGCCCAAGCACUCCGCCAAAUAGACUGCAAGCCCCCUUCUUCUCCGCAUUUAGAGUCCGACAAGCGUUCCGUCACGCCGGCAGCCCAACCAGCGCAAUCUGAAAGUCGAUUGACUUGUUCAUCCUCUGACCCUCCUCCAAACAAACAUACCUGCGACAACGACAAAGCGAAAACGAACGCCUCCAUCUCGUCCUGGCUGGAGAGACUUCUCGCUGAGGCCCUGCCUGUAUCACCUACGGAUGUCUUCGACGAGAUGACUGAGGUCACUCAGCCCGGGAAUACUGACGGCCUAACUAGUGACGAUAUAGACACGUAUGAAAGCAUCGAGAUUGAGCAAGGUGUGCCGUUUGAGGCAGUGUUAUUUUGGACGGCCAAGCCGGGUCCGGGAAGGGCGGACGUACUUUGGAGGCUGGCGGACGGGGUCUGA